This is a messenger RNA of Trichoderma virens Gv29-8, 927 nucleotides long. Its product is annotated as CaaX prenyl protease. Gene Ontology annotation, cellular component: endoplasmic reticulum membrane. The transcript has 3 exons. Gene Ontology annotation, molecular function: metalloendopeptidase activity. Gene Ontology annotation, biological process: CAAX-box protein processing. Bases 1 to 927 code for a protein of 308 amino acids. The record is from RefSeq and is a predicted model, not a curated record. Lineage: Eukaryota; Fungi; Ascomycota; Sordariomycetes; Hypocreales; Hypocreaceae.
AUGGAUCCCCCAUCACCAGGCGCCCUCAGCCAGCCCCAGGCCUUUGGUCUCUUGGCGGCGUAUACCCUCGUCUAUGUGCUCCCGCUGUAUGCCUCUUCCCAAACAAGAGCCUCUCCUGGCCGAUCAAGAGACGCCCCCGAGGCCAUCCGCGCCAGGAUCUUCGUCGUCUCGCUGUCUACUACUGCAUGCUCUGUCGCUACUUUCCUCCUCUUGCCCUAUGUCUGCACCUCAGCCGCCGCUACCGGCUGCAGCCCGCUGCAUCUGAUGGGCUAUUGGCCACUUGGCCUGGUUGAGACGCUCAAAAGCUGUCUCCUGACAGGCCUGCUCUUUGCCGCACCCCUUUAUGAGUGUCUUGUCAUCGACGGCGUCUGGAGAGAAUGGGCUUCUGGCCUUCAGCCUCUUCGGGACAUCUGGGCUGAAUGGCCCACCUGGCGAAACCUGGUUGCUGGCCCCGUCACCGAAGAAUGUCUCUUCCGCUCCGCUGCUAUCCCGCUGCUCCUGAUAGCAGGCUCUAGCCUCAGCAGAAUCAUCUUCCUAUCUCCCGUCGUCUUUGGCCUUGCUCACCUUCACCACUUUUACGAAUUCCGCGUUACCCACCCGCAAACCCCCCUAGUGGCUGCCAUUGCCCGCUCCGUUCUGCAAUUUUCUUAUACUUCCCUCUUCGGAGCCUACGCAAACUUCCUAUUUCUGCGGACCGGAUCUCUUGUUGCCGUCAUUCUUGUCCACGCCUUCUGUAACUCCAUGGGCUUGCCUCGCGUUUGGGGCGCCGUCCAGCCGUAUUGGCUUCCCGAGGCCGACUCUUCUCGUCCGGGCCACAUGAUCUUGUGGUCGGGCAUUUACUACGUGCUGCUCAUUGGUGGCGCAGUUUCUUGGUGGAAGAAUCUUUACCCUCUAACCGAGUCGCCAAUUGCUCUGGCAGUAUUCUAG